CUAAUUCGUUUUGGGAUUUUUCAAUCAUAAAUGCAGAUUUAACCACACUAUUCCACCGCCAUCUGCAUUAAUAAACUCUGUUUUGACGCAUGAUCUGGGAAGAGCAUCGGUUGAAUUUCUAAGUAAAUAUUUUUUACGCCACGCAAAGUGGUUAGGCCAAUAUUUUCCGUUUUCGAUUUCUGCAAAUGAUGGCAAGGAUACAAAGAUGGGUUUUGAAACUGGUUUGUCAAGUUUCGAAAUUCGCGUAUUCUUGUUUAUGCCGAUGCUACUAUUUAAGGAAUUAAGGACCCUGAUUUUGAAAUAGUUUGUUUUGAUGAUUGUGCCACUCACAUCAUGAAGUCUGUCGCAGCUCUGCUUGUGUUUUCUCUUGCCGUAUAUCAUGUGGAAUCGGCCAAACUGAGUUUCGCUCACAAAAACCCUCCCCACCCAGAUUGUCGGGAACACACGAAAUACAUAACCGAUGACCAGGUGAACCAACUGAACAAAGGUGGCUACCCAGACAGUCCAGUGAUCAGGCAACAUCUCCUGUGCAUCUGGAAGGAGAAAGGCGUGAUGGACGAAUCUGGCACCCUCCAACCAGAAGCCAUCAAAAACAAACUGAGCGGACUUCUCCCUGGAAAUCCAGAAGCCCUGCAGCAAGUACAACGUUGCAUCGUUCAAAAGAAAGACCCUGCAGAAACUGCCUACGCUUUCUACCAAUGCAUAUCCCCCCUCCUGGCCAAAUAUAACAAUUAGCUAAACUCCCGAUUCGAAUGAUACUGUGACUCGAAUAUAGAUUAAGAAGUU
This is a messenger RNA of Coccinella septempunctata (seven-spotted ladybird), 786 nucleotides long. RefSeq lists its product as uncharacterized. Bases 334 to 735 code for a protein of 133 amino acids. Gene Ontology annotation, molecular function: odorant binding. Lineage: Eukaryota; Metazoa; Arthropoda; Insecta; Coleoptera; Coccinellidae. Gene Ontology annotation, biological process: sensory perception of smell. The record is from RefSeq and is a predicted model, not a curated record. The transcript has 2 exons.